Molecule: messenger RNA, 3429 nt
Organism: Enterospora canceri
Lineage: Eukaryota; Fungi; Microsporidia; Enterocytozoonidae
Source: the annotation of a GenBank genome assembly
AUGAACUUAACAGUUUUUGCAAAGCAUCUCAAACUAAAAAUCAGUUUAGCGACAGGACAAUCAGUUGAAUCUUUGACGAAUAGUAUGCAGGAAUAUCAUGAUGUAGUUUCCGAUUCUAAGAAUCCUCUUGCUAAACUAUACUUAUCAAUGUUCAGCUGUUUCAAGAACUCACCUUUGCACCAAGUAAUUAUGAUACAAGUAGCAUGCUCCUGUAACUUGAAGUUCCUUGAGAAAACUUACUUCUGUCAAAGGUAUCUUUUAGAAACUGAAGUAUUUCACAACGAUUUGAUAUGCCUGCCACUUUGUAGUUUCCAACUGAACUUUGAUGUCAAGCUCACAACAAUAGAACAGUUUGAAGACAAUCUGAGACUUUGGGUAUUUCACUGUAUUCAAUAUGAUAUAUGGUAUCCUGCAUAUUUUACAAAGACAUUGACUACACAGGCUGAUUUGGAAGAAAGAAUUGAAAGUUCUUUGGUUUUUAGUCCAGAACUAUUCAAAUUAAACAAGGAUUACGUACCUGAAUUUGAACCUACAAAGCAAAUGUUGAGUCUAGCUCAAUUAGAGAGUGGUAAUAAGGAAGUACAAAUAACCAAUCAACCUAUAUAUAACUUGAAUGUCAACGAUUAUAGUACAGUUAUAUCUAAUUACGAAUAUGGAACACAGAAUACUUCCCAAGAUGACGAAAAACAUGUUGCUGUGGGAUAUGAUAUCGAUGGUUUCAAAGGUUUUCUCAAUGAAACUAAUUUACAGGGAUUCAAAGGCAAAAUUCAACUUAAUUUAGAUACUAAGAUUGAUUGGAAGAUCAGAACAAAACACUUUAUUGCAAUUGACGACGGUGCCUUUGACUUUGCCAAGACAAACUAUGUAUUUUUGGGUAUGUCAACUAUAUCAGAACUUGUUCGUGCUUACAUGUUCGUUGUAUAUGAUACUAAUAAGCUUGAAUCAGCGGUUGCAGAUAUGAUAUUUGAUAUAACGACAGCAAUAUUUACUGAAUCACAGACCACUAAUCCAACAAUAUGUUCCAAUUGGUAUAGCAAGUACGGUAGAACAGUACUUAAUUUAGAUACUAUUUUACUGGCAACAUUAAUUCAGAAACUACGAUCAAAACUAGAGGGAAAUGUUAAGAUCUUCAUAGAAUGUUACGGAUCUAAGAUAGAAUUUCAAAGCACGAACCUUGUACACCUUCUUGAAGAUUUUUCUAACAGGUGCUUUGAUCUUAGAUAUGGUAAUCUAAUACUGGAUAUUUCAAUUAACGCAGUUGUGAAAUCAAACACACGGGAAACAUUAUUUCUUACAAAAGACUCCACAAACGCAAAAAGUAUGGGACUUGAAUCACACUGUCCAUUCUUCAAUAAUUCAAUUAAUAAUGUACAUGGCUGGACAAGUACUUUUACAAAGAAGAAUUCUAAAAUGCAAGCAAAAUUGAAAAUGGGUAAUAUACUCAAAUUUAACAUCUACAACAAUCAUCCAUUUAAGUUCUUAAACCAGAGAGCAUUCAAGAAUUACACUUUUCCAAAGGCAUUACUGCACCAUGCAGUGAACAAUAUGUAUGGCAUAAAAUUCCUAAAGACCGUUAGACCACAAAACCAUCAUAGGAAUAGUUUCAAACAAUUUAUUGCCAACGUUAUGAAUACCCAAGGUGCGAAGGCUAAUUUAAGAAUUGAAAUGAGUGUAUUUGCUUCAAAUUCAUAUGAUGCUGUAACUUAUAUGGUUGCACAAAUCAAAGAUGCCAACUACAAAGUAUUUGAUCAAGCUGAAUUAUCAAGAAUGUGUCUGGAUUUUAGCAAUGAAAUAUUGGCUCUGGUGGAUGUACCUGAACCCUGCUCCAUAAUUUCUACAAUGCGUGGAAUCAUUGCUGAGACCAUACUAUUCAAAAUGUUUUACAGAGACAGUCAUAAUUGUGAUUUUAUAACGAAGCAAUUCUAUAAAAAGAUCAUGGGAUUUAAUUCAAAGGAAGAAAUGAUACACUGGUUGAAAAAUGAACUACACAAUGAACAGUAUGAAUACCUACAAGAACAGUUACAAAUAGUUUACAGAGGGUGGAAUAAGUUCAACAUAUCUUCACAACUUCAGCAAGGCUUCUGUUCAACACUUUUGAAGGAGGAAAUCAAUAUAUUGAAGUGUAAAGAGAAAUAUUGGGAAGGUGAAGAGUGUAAAUUUGAGAUUCUGGUCUUCAAUAAGUUAAUGGGGCUGAUGGUGGAUCAAUGUGGUUCCAGAAAACAACUUGAACAAUAUAAUUUGGCUGAACCUGACAUCUACCACGUAGGAAUAUUUACAUUUGAUGAUUUGUUUAAUGAAUGGUUCAUCAAACAUAGUCGUGUUGAUNUAUCUUCACAACUUCAGCAAGGCUUCUGUUCAACACUUUUGAAGGAGGAAAUCAAUAUAUUGAAGUGUAAAGAGAAAUAUUGGGAAGGUGAAGAGUGUAAAUUUGAGAUUCUGGUCUUCAAUAAGUUAAUGGGGCUGAUGGUGGAUCAAUGUGGUUCCAGAAAACAACUUGAACAAUAUAAUUUGGCUGAACCUGACAUCUACCACGUAGGAAUAUUUACAUUUGAUGAUUUGUUUAAUGAAUGGUUCAUCAAACAUAGUCGUGUUGAUACGAAGUAUGAAUAUUAUAUAUUCUAUACACUCGCAAAACGACUUAAAGAAUUAUUCAUGAAUCAUCAAAUACAUACUUUCUAUAAGAAGAAGAAAGGACCAGGAUUAUAUAAGAUCAUUUAUGACUUCUCGCCAGUAUGCACCAGGCUAUCACUUACAAUUGCUGAAAUUAAGGAGCAAUUCAGAAAUUGCCAUAAUUACUCAUUCAAUGAACAUGAUUCGCAUUAUUCAUGGUUGGUAGAUGUCAUAUUUCAUACCUUGGUGAACAAUGAGCAAGGUAUUUCACUCAAACAGAUGUCUAAGGAGUGCAUUUAUCCGUAUGCUUACCUUCCAGAACAAUCAUAUUAUAGAUACGGAAAAAAUGCGCAUUUCUUGCGUUCAAUUAAGUAUAAGAGGAAUGAACUGUCAGUGAUAUCUUUCAUCAAACACUUGAAUUUUGAAAGAUAUACUUUCAAAACGUUCUACAAGAUAUUGUUACACCUUGGAUUCCGCGUCCAAAAUCGCUCAACUGACGUUAUUAGGUUGCUUUAUCUCCAAUUUAUCUACUACAACAGAACAUAUACCACCAUGCCAGAUGAUGAUUAUUUUGAGGGAUAUCUCAAUCUCCAGGAUGAUUCAAUCAAUUUCUAUAGUUACUUAUUUGUAUUUAACGAAUUGAUUGAAACUGCACAUAUGUAUGAUUGUUAUAAACAAGCUAAGCAUUCCAUCAAGAAUGGUUGUUUUGAAGACUAUAAGAUAAUACAUGAUAACAUCUUUAGCAAGAUACAAGCGAAAUAUGUCUCAUAUCAACAUACUGAACAAAUACUAGGAAANCAUCAAGAAUGGUUGUUUUGA